This is a messenger RNA of Ictalurus furcatus (blue catfish), 2397 nucleotides long. It is a transcript of the gene slc22a23b, whose product is annotated as solute carrier family 22 member 23. The coding region runs from base 212 to 2014 and encodes 600 amino acids. Gene Ontology annotation, cellular component: membrane. The transcript is spliced from 10 exons. Gene Ontology annotation, biological process: transmembrane transport. NCBI's taxonomy places the organism in Eukaryota, Metazoa, Chordata, Actinopteri, Siluriformes, Ictaluridae. The record is from RefSeq and is a predicted model, not a curated record. Gene Ontology annotation, molecular function: transmembrane transporter activity.
UCACCAGGAAUGCUCGAUUCACGCGGAUGACAACACGGCCGUCUCCGUCACAUUUACACGAUCAGACCGAACUGGUUUUUCUAACCCGCACUGGAUUUAGUCUGCUUUUGGGAUCUUGUCUGCUGCCGGUUUUUAAGCGCGUGCGUGUCGGCGUUCUGGAUCUCAGACAAAGAGCGUCCACAGAGUCGAGUGAAGACUCGGAGAAACCGUUAUGGCCUCUAUUCGCUUAAACGGAUUGGACCAGCUGCCGGAAAACGGGAGUGUAUCGCGAACACCGGAGCCUCAGACCCCGAAGCUGCUCUCUCAGGUGGACACCGCUGUGCUGCCGUUCCUCGGAGGCUUCGGUCGCUUCCAGAAGCGUCUUGUGGUUCUGACAUGGCUUCCUGCGCUGCUCAUCGCCUUCGGUCAGUUCUCGGACUAUUUUCUCCUCGCGCAACCCGAGAGCUCGUGCGCCCACCAGAGCGAUCAGGCACGAAACGGGAGCGGCGUGAGCGCGAGCCCCUUGCCGCCUGGUCUGUUCGGUAACGCGACCCUCGCCGAGAGCAGCAGCAGCGCGCGGUGCAAAUGCGCUGAACCGAGGUUCGAGCUCCAGCUAGGACUGCAGCAGAACGUGGUGACCAAGUGGCAGCUGGUGUGUGAUGAGGAGUGGAAGGUCCACAUCGCUAAGUUCUCAUUGCUGGUUGGCUCCAUAUUUGGUUACCUGCUGAUGGGGGCCAUGGCGGACUGGAUAGGUCGUAUUCCGGUGCUGCUUGUAUCGGUGUUGUCUGUGCUCGUGUUUGGCUUGUGUGUGGCCUUCUCUGUGGACAUGGCCAUGUUUAGUACUCUGCGCUUCUUUCAGGGCUUUUGCCUCGCUGCGAUCAGACUCUCCCUCUAUGUGCUGAGGAUUGAGCUGUGCUUGCCCGCUUGGCGCUUCUCCAUGACGAUGGUUGCCAGUCUGGUGGUGGUGGGCGGGCAGCUGUUGAUGCCGGGUUUGGCAGCUCUGUGCAGAGAUUGGGAGAUUCUUCAGGUCAUCAUCAUUGUUCCAUUCGUCCUAAUGCUUCCUUACAUUUGGGUUUUUCCCGAGUCACUGCGUUGGUUGUUGGCUACGCAGCACUAUCACAGAGCAAAGAGGCAAAUGUACUCCAUUGCCCGAAGUAACAUGGUGGACACUGCGACUGACCCUAAUGGAAUUCUCUCAGAGCUGGAGCGCGAGCUGCAGCAGAAUCCCAGAACCUCCUGUAUCACACAGCUGAGAAGCACACGAAACCUGUGGAAGAGCACUGUAGUGCUCUGUGUCAACUCGCUGACCGGCUAUGGUAUCCACCACUGUUUUGCACGCAGUGUUCUGGAGGGCAGCACCUCUCACCUGCACUAUUUUGCUCUGGCAGGCAUCGCCAUGGCCUCGUGUUUGGUGCUUUGUCCAGUGGUGGCAGCAUUCGGCAGACGAGGCGGCCUGCUCACCUUCAUGAUCAUCACAGCACUGGCCUCAUUACUGCAGCUCGGCCUGCUCAGCUUAAUCGGAAAGUACAGUCUUCGGCACAAUGCAGUUCUCAGGGACACGCUAAAUCAGCGGUUCUCUGCGGCGUUUUCCAUCAUCGGAAUGUUCUCGUCUCAUGCCGUCAGCACACUAAGUAUCUUCUACUGCACAGAGAUCACACCUACAGUCAUCAGGGGUGGAGGCGUAGGUUUGGUCCUGGCUAGCGCAGGGUUCGGCAUGCUAACUGCUCCACUUAUUGAACUUCACAACCAGAAAGGCUUCUUCCUUCACCAUGUCAUCCUCACAUGCUGCACUCUCCUCUGCAUCAUUUGCAUUCCAUUGCUGCCUGAGACCACCGGCCAACCGCUGCCCGAAUCUCUGGCUGAAGGCGAGGGGCUUUUGCGCAGGCCCCUCCUCCCUGGAGAGCAGCACCACCUUCUGGCCAGGCAAGAGGUCAGGGAGUACUCUCGCGUUCAGGACACGCCUCUUCAUCAGGUCGUCAAUCCCAGCAAUACCACAGCGCCUAGUAACAGCACAGCGAACGGAGUGAGGACUUGACUGUGUGCGUGUGAUGCAUGAAUCACAGCCAGCCAAAGGCCAUAUGAAGAACAGCGGCAACGAUCUGAUUGGCCCGCAAGCACAGAGAUGCAUCAUGAGGUUACAAGCACUAAGAUUUCCUAGAGCAUUUUAACCAGUGAAUGAUGUCAAAACUACUGACUACUCAUAAUGUGUCAAACCUCUUAAUCCAGGAGAUAUGGAUGUGAAUGUUGUGAAAAUGAAUGUUGACGUAACUUCACUCGAGCAAUGAAUGGAAGUCUAUUUUUCAAAUGACCACUAAGUUCAGGCUGAUGUUGGCAAACUGUCAAGUUGCCUCACAGUUUUUGUUUUCUAUAGUUUUGUACUGUCCAGGAAAAAAAAACAAUCAUGUUACUCUUAAUUUG